GUUUCCAAUAAGGUUGGGCCGUCCAUGACUCAUCUCUCUCUUCUCCCUCGCAGUUACAACUAUAGGUAGAACUAGCUAGAAGCUUCCAAUCUCUAACCGGGAAAAAAAAAAAGAAAAAAAGAAAAAAAAGAAUUAGGGCUUUUUAGGGUUUAAACUUUGAACCCCAAAAUUGCAUAACUUCCAAAACAUCAACUUGCUCUUUUAGUAAUUACAGACAACUGCAAAAUCACUACAGAAACUCUAAAAAGGGAAUCCCCAAAUGGUUCGCUCUCAUGGCGUCAAGCUUGUUGCUUGGCUCGCUCGCCGCUCCCCUUCCUCCAUUUCUACUAAUUCCGUAUUUAAGGAUCCUUUGAAUGGGAAUUGUAGAAGUUUGAGUACUGGGUUUUCAAAACCUGUUGGGAUUAUGCGUAAUUACUCUCCUAAAAAUGUUAGCCAAAAAAACUGGUUGUUGUUGGGAUCUUUGAGUGCAAAUUUUGGUGUCGCAAGGUCAAUUCAUGGCUCUGCUGCCAUGUCAAGAGAUUAUUAUGAUAUACUCGGUGUUAGCAAGAAUGCAAGUUCAUCUGAAAUAAAGAAAGCUUAUUAUGGGCUGGCCAAGAAACUCCAUCCUGAUACAAAUAAAGAUGAUCCCGAAGCUGAAAAGAAGUUUCAAGAAGUUUCAAAGGCAUAUGAAGUUUUGAAAGAUGAAGAGAAGCGUGCACAGUAUGAUGAGGUUGGACAUGAUGCGUUUGAACGUAAUCUUAAUGGAGAUUUUCAUCCUGGAGCAGGCUUUGAUGACUUUGACAGCUUCUUCAGAAUGGGCGGUGAUAUAUUCGGCAAUAUAUUUAAGCAGAAAUUUGGUGGCCAAGAUGUCAAGGUUCAUAUUGAGCUAUCCUUCAUGGAAGCUGUUCAGGGUUGCACCAAAACUGUCUCAUUUCAAACUGAUGUGCCUUGUGAAGCUUGUCGCGGAGAAGGUGUUCCUCCUGGGGUAAAACCUGAAUUGUGCAAGCGCUGUAAAGGCACAGGCAUGGUGUUCACCCAAAAAGGUUUUAUUAGUCUUCAGCAUCCUUGCAACCAGUGUGGUGGAACUGGGCAAACCGUGUCGAGUUUUUGCAGGUCAUGCAAUGGGCGUAAAGUAGUUAGAGGAUCAAAGUCGAUCAAAUUGGAUAUUGUGCCAGGAGUAGACGACAAUGAAACCAUAAGGGUGCCUAGAAGUGGUGGAGCAGACCCAGAUAGAAAUCAACCUGGUGAUCUGUUUGUAACUAUCAGGGUUCGAGAAGAUCCAGUUUUUAGGAGAGAAGGCUCUAAUAUUCAUGUAGAUGCUGUUUUAAGUGUUACUCAGGCAAUCCUGGGGGGAACAAUCCAGGUUCCUACUCUCACAGGAGACGUUGUACUUAAGGUCCGCCCUGGUACCCAGCCUGGCCAAAAGGUGGUUUUGAAGAAAAAAGGGAUCAAAACACGGGGCUCUUACUCACUUGGUGAUCAAUUUGUGCACUUCACUGUCAGCAUUCCAGCGAACUUAACCCCAAGACAGCGGGAAUUAAUUGAAGAGUUUGCCAAGGAAGAACAAGGUGAAUACAGUAAGCGUGCUGCUGGAGCCUCUGGGUGAAGGAGCAGGGAACCUUGUUUACAUUCAACAUUAUUGUCACGGUUAGCCAGACAACAGUAAAAGAAAGAGGAAGAAUCGGUCAUAUUAACAACCGAGUUGUAUCAGAAGUUUUGUAGGAUCAAAUACUGAGAUGUAUGCGAACUUUUGUCAAUUUUUUUUGGAAGGAAUGUAAUAUUUUCCCUCACAAAAAUCAGUUAUAUAUAUUCAAUUAUUGGAUGCCAGAAAAUAACCACCUUUCGUUCUGAUA
Molecule: messenger RNA, 1832 nt
Organism: Ricinus communis (castor bean)
Lineage: Eukaryota; Viridiplantae; Streptophyta; Magnoliopsida; Malpighiales; Euphorbiaceae
Product: chaperone protein dnaJ GFA2, mitochondrial
Exons: 18
Coding region: 260-1585 (441 amino acids)
Biological process (GO): response to heat; protein refolding
Cellular component (GO): cytoplasm
Molecular function (GO): heat shock protein binding; ATP binding
Source: RefSeq, a predicted model, not a curated record